CUUAACUGUACUCCGUAAUCCCCGUAAGAGGCGGGGGAUCAGGACUACAGCCUGUUGGCCCACGCCGUCCAUUCCGCCAUUCCUGCUGAUUAAAGCAGGAAUUCCAGGCGGGCGCGGAGGAGAAGAUGGAAAGAGAAGGAAGAGAGUGACAGGAAGGCUGGAGGUGACAGAUUGGAAACAGGGGGCAAGAGUGUGGCCAGGAGGGGGGGGCAUGGCGGCUCAGACCUUUGAAAUACUUUCAAAGCAGCAGGAGGGCUGCGGACACUCUUGUUCCCCACAGUCGGACAGGACAGGGACAGAACUCGGUCACCGUGUAACCUUACGGAAGACUUGGUCUCGAUCCACCCACGCAAAAGUUGGCCGCCGGGAUCUGGGAGAGGAAGAUGACAGCACGCCCAUGGCCCUCAAGUUCUUCCCGCGCCACUCCACCUCGCUCACCUCCUUCCUGCGGGAGUACAACCUCUCGCUGUCCUACUGCACGCAUCCGUCCCUGACCCGGGCGCUGGGCAUCUUCUUCUCCACGCCGUCGCACUACGUCUUCGCCCAGCAGGCCGGUCUCCAUGGCGACCUGUACAGCGUCAUCGUGUCGGAGGUGGGACUGGAGGAGGAGCGGGUCCAGAGGGUGAUGGCGCAGCUGAGCGGCGCCGUGACCCACCUCCACUCCCUGGGCUUCGUGCACCGGGACAUCAAACCCGAGAACAUCUUCCUGUGCGACGGCUCGUGCCGCUGGGUCAAACUGGGCGACUUCGGCCUGACCCGCGCCGUCGGCUCCCGCGUCUACGCCGUCUGGUACGAGUCACCCUUCUGCACCCCCGAGGUGGCGCCCGCCAAGGCGCGGGAUGAGGCUAAGGCGGCGGGGGAGGAGGACCCGGAGCUCAUUUGGAUAACGGUGGAGACCUGCAUCGACAGCUGGGCUCUGGGGGUCCUCACCUACUGCCUGCUGACCGGCUGCUUCCCCUGGGAGGAGAGCACCGCCCACGACCCCAACUACAGACGCUACAAGGCCUGGUUCGAGCGCCAGGGCGACGGCGAGGGCGGCGGCGAGCAGGAGGCCGACUGCUACAGCGUCAUGAAGGAGAACCACAGGAACAACCCUCCUCCGUCGCAGUUCCACGCCCUCAGCCCGCUGGCCAUGGCGCUGCUCCGCCAGCUGCUCCACCCGGAGCCCCGGCGGCGAGGGACCCCCGAGGAGGUCCUCAGCUACCUGGGCGGACCCUGGCUGAUGGAGACGCAGUGGCAGGAGAGCAGGAGGGCGGAGGAGGCCGACAGGGAGGCCAGGAAAGUACGGGAGGCCGGCGCCGGAGUGCGGGAGGAGCUGGUGAGGGAGGCAAGGCGGGAGAGAUAAUAAUGCAUCGAAAUAUACUUGUUAAGCAAUAAUAAAACACUAAGAUACUAAUGCAUCAAAAUUUACUUGUUAAGCAAUUAUAAAACACUAAGAUAAUAAUGCAUUAAAAUAUACUUGUUAAGCAAUAAUAAGACACAAAGAUAAAAAUGCAUCAAAAUAUACUCGUUAAGCAAUAAUAAAACACUAAGAUAAUAAUGCAUUAAAAUAGUUAUUAAGCAUUAAUAAAACACUAAGAUAAUAAUGCAUUAAAAUGAAGUUAUUAGGCAUUAAUAAAACACUAAGAUAAUAAUGCAUUGAAAUAUACUUGUUAAGCAAUAACAAAAUACUAAGAUAAUAAUGUAUUAAAAUAUAGUUAUUAAGCAUUAAUACAAGAGUAAGAUAAUGCAUCAAAAUAUAUUUAUUGACUAUUAAUAUACAUUUAUUAAUACCUAAUAUAUAUAUAC
Nerophis ophidion (straightnose pipefish) is the source of this 1788-nucleotide messenger RNA. It is a transcript of the gene sbk3, whose product is annotated as SH3 domain binding kinase family, member 3. Gene Ontology annotation, biological process: peptidyl-threonine phosphorylation; peptidyl-serine phosphorylation. Bases 212 to 1345 code for a protein of 377 amino acids. NCBI's taxonomy places the organism in Eukaryota, Metazoa, Chordata, Actinopteri, Syngnathiformes, Syngnathidae. The record is from RefSeq and is a predicted model, not a curated record. The transcript is spliced from 3 exons. Gene Ontology annotation, molecular function: protein serine/threonine kinase activity; ATP binding.